Messenger RNA from Marmota monax (woodchuck), 2296 nucleotides. RefSeq names its product paired box 3 (gene Pax3). NCBI's taxonomy places the organism in Eukaryota, Metazoa, Chordata, Mammalia, Rodentia, Sciuridae. The transcript is spliced from 9 exons. Bases 17 to 1471 code for a protein of 484 amino acids. The record is from RefSeq and is a predicted model, not a curated record. Gene Ontology annotation, molecular function: DNA-binding transcription factor activity, RNA polymerase II-specific; RNA polymerase II cis-regulatory region sequence-specific DNA binding. Gene Ontology annotation, biological process: regulation of transcription by RNA polymerase II; anatomical structure development.
AGAAGCUGCCCCCAGGAUGACCACGCUGGCCGGUGCUGUGCCCAGGAUGAUGAGGCCCGGCCCGGGGCAGAACUACCCACGCAGCGGGUUCCCGCUAGAAGUAUCCACUCCCCUCGGCCAGGGCCGAGUCAACCAGCUCGGCGGCGUUUUUAUCAAUGGCAGGCCGCUGCCCAACCACAUCCGCCACAAGAUCGUGGAGAUGGCCCACCACGGCAUUCGGCCCUGCGUCAUCUCUCGCCAACUGCGUGUGUCCCACGGCUGCGUCUCCAAGAUUCUGUGCAGGUAUCAAGAAACAGGCUCCAUCCGUCCCGGUGCCAUCGGAGGCAGCAAGCCCAAGCAGGUGACAACGCCUGACGUGGAGAAGAAAAUUGAGGAAUACAAAAGAGAGAACCCGGGCAUGUUCAGCUGGGAAAUCCGGGACAAAUUACUCAAGGACGCGGUCUGUGAUCGAAACACCGUGCCCUCAGUGAGUUCCAUCAGCCGCAUCCUGAGGAGUAAAUUUGGGAAAGGAGAAGAGGAGGAGGCCGACCUGGAGAGGAAGGAGGCAGAAGAAAGCGAGAAAAAGGCUAAGCACAGCAUCGACGGCAUCUUGAGCGAGCGAGCCUCAGCACCUCAAUCAGACGAAGGCUCUGACAUUGACUCUGAACCAGAUUUGCCCCUGAAGAGGAAACAGCGCAGGAGCCGGACCACCUUCACGGCAGAGCAGCUGGAAGAGCUGGAGCGUGCUUUCGAGAGAACCCACUACCCUGACAUUUACACCAGGGAGGAACUGGCCCAGAGGGCGAAGCUCACUGAGGCCCGAGUGCAGGUCUGGUUUAGCAACCGCCGUGCAAGAUGGAGGAAGCAAGCUGGAGCCAAUCAGCUGAUGGCUUUCAACCAUCUCAUUCCGGGGGGAUUCCCUCCCACUGCCAUGCCAACCCUGCCAACAUACCAGUUGUCGGAGACCUCGUACCAGCCCACAGCUAUUCCACAAGCUGUGUCGGAUCCCAGCAGCACUGUUCACAGACCUCAGCCGCUUCCUCCGAGCACCGUACACCAAAGCACUCUUCCUUCGAACCCGGACAGCAGCUCUGCUUACUGCCUCCCCAGCACCAGGCACGGAUUUUCCAGCUAUUCAGACAGCUUUGUGCCUCCGUCGGGGCCCUCCAACCCCAUGAACCCCGCCAUUGGCAAUGGCCUUUCACCUCAGGUAAUGGGACUCCUGACCAAUCAUGGCGGGGUACCUCAUCAGCCUCAGACCGAUUAUGCGCUCUCCCCUCUCACUGGGGGCCUGGAACCUACCACCACGGUGUCGGCCAGCUGCAGUCAGAGACUAGACCAUAUGAAGAGCUUGGACAGUCUGCCAACAUCUCAGUCCUAUUGUCCACCCACCUAUAGCACCACAGGCUACAGUAUGGACCCUGUCACGGGCUACCAAUAUGGGCAGUACGGACAAAGUGCCUUUCAUUAUCUCAAGCCAGAUAUUGCAUAAACGAACUGUCCACUUGGAGCUAAAACUGGCCCUGCUUCUGGUCUCCACAGCCUAGACGUGAAGAGUCUUCUCAGAAAAAAAAAAAAAUUCAUCCUUUGGGGGAGGUGGAGGCAAAGAGCAUCAAUUGAUUUUCUUUCUGCAAAAGUUGGUUUCAGCUUCUUUUGAACAGGAUGGAUGACCGCAGUGGAGAAGAUAAGGACCUGGAGCCACAAAAGACUCAAGCGACAUUUCAAAACAAUGGCUCAACCUGACUACAAAUCAAAAUAUGCCAACUCUUUAUUGCUGAUGAUCAAGGAGCUCAAACAUUCCAUUCUGUGUGUGUAUGUGUGUUUAUCUGAGACUUAUGGAGUGUUUUGAGCAAGCAGAAUGUUCUAAAAUAUAUUCGGAGGAAACUCUAUAACACGUUUGAUGUCCAAGGCUGACGCUUUGGCGACUUUAAAACUGCUCACUUAUCGAAGCAGGAAAGGAGGAAUCCCUGACUUGUACACACUGGAAAUUAAUCUAAAAAUAAAGGCCACCAUAUUUUAGGAAGCUAGACUAGAUGUAAAGGACCUCCCGAAUAAUAAAUUAUUUGUUAUCAUAUCCUCGUUUAGAAUCUAGUUGUCAAUAAAUGUCCCGGACACGUUUUGCCAACAGGAUGUGAGAUGACAGGAAGAAAAGCUUGUUUUUCUUUUCCGGUGUGGGGAGAGGUGUAUGACAUUUUUCCAAUACACCUUCAUUUGGAAGCCAACCCGGGCAGGGGGAGGGCACGGCCAAGUGACGUGAGUCACAUACCUGCUUUUCCGUGUGCAAUACUGUGUACCUCACAGACACUUUGGCCACGGC